AUGCCAAUUUCGUCGGUGAAAAAUCGAACAGCACCAGGUCCAGUCAGGAUAAGACCAGAACACCUGAAGAACCUUCCGCCAGUCCUCGUAAUCACACUGGCUCGGCUCUUCACACGUUACCUGUCUGAAUGCAAGGUCCCUACUCAAUGGAAUACAAGCAAGACCGUGCUAAUCUUGAAGAAGGGUGACCUGCACGAAAUCGGCAACUAUCGCCUAAUCUACUUGAUGUCUGUCGUCUACAAACUUUUCACUCGAGUCAUCCUAAACAGGAUUGACAGAACUCUGGGCGAAGGCCAGCCAUGUGAGUAA
Messenger RNA from Angiostrongylus costaricensis, 309 nucleotides. Lineage: Eukaryota; Metazoa; Nematoda; Chromadorea; Rhabditida; Metastrongylidae. The record is from the annotation of a GenBank genome assembly.